This is a messenger RNA of Tripterygium wilfordii, 1747 nucleotides long. Its product is annotated as protein ROLLING AND ERECT LEAF 2-like. The transcript has 2 exons. Lineage: Eukaryota; Viridiplantae; Streptophyta; Magnoliopsida; Celastrales; Celastraceae. The record is from RefSeq and is a predicted model, not a curated record. Bases 52 to 789 code for a protein of 245 amino acids.
CAAUGCUAUUGAAUUUAUGAAUCAAUUUAUUACUUCCUGACCCUGCAUUGUAUGCUUGUUGCUUUCCAAUUUUGCUAUUAUUCUUUUUUCCAGGCUGAGGAAAAGAUGCGGGUAGUUCAUGACAGAAAAUGUAAAAAGCUGAAGCGUUUGGAUGAAAGAGGUGCUGAGGCUCAUAAGGUUGAUUCUACGCGUAGCUUAAUAAAAAGUCUAUCAACAAAAAUGAGAAUUGCAAUUCAAGUCGUUGACAAGAUUUCAGAGACCAUAAAUAAGAUUAGGGAUGAAGAGCUAUGGUCACAGCUAAAUGAAUUAAUUCAAGGGUUAACUAGGAUGUGGCAAGGUAUGCUUGAGUGCCAUCAUACUCAGUCCCAAGCUGUGAGAGAAGCCAGAAAUUUAGGUCGCCUUGGUAGCAGCAGGAAGUUGAGUGAUGCUCACCUUGAAGCCACUUUGCAGCUUGAACAUGAGCUUCUAAACUGGACUUUUAGGUUCUCCAGUUGGAUAGGAGCUCACAAAGGUUAUGUGAGAGCCCUGAAUAACUGGCUUAUGAAAUGUCUUCUUAAUGAGCCAGAAGAGACAGAAGAUGGCAGACCACCCCUUUCACCUGGUAGGAUAGGAGCGCCCCCAGUGUUUGUGAUAUGUAAUCAGUGGUCUCAAGCUUUAGACAGGAUAUCUGAGAAGGAAGUGGUUCAGUCCAUGCGCAUUUUUGCCAUGAGUGUGUUUCAGCUCUGGGAACAUGACAAGCUUGCAAUGCGGGAAAGGAUGAUGGCAAACAAUGAUUUGGAGAGGAAGUAAGGAACUUGGAUAGGGAGGAUCAGCGCAUACAAAAGGAGAUUCAAAUGCUCGAUAAAAAAAUAAUUCUGGCUGAUGGGGGUAACAGUCUUUCGGUAUCUGGACAUGCUGUAUUUCAAAGUGACACUAGCAGUGGUAAUCUGCAGGGGAAUUGCAACGUAUUUUUGAGGCCAUGGAGAGAUUCACAGCUGACUCCAUGAAAGCAUACGAGGAACUCUUGCAACGCAGUGAAGAAGAAAUGCAUGCGCAAGAAAGUGAGAGUGAUUCAUAGGGCUUUGUAUCUAAAUGCUUUCUCAGUAUCUUCAGCUUGUAGUGUCAUCAAGAAAUUCUGGACUCCGAGGAUGUUUACCGUGCUGCAUCACAAUGUUCCAGAAAGCAGGCUUGGUCGAAUAUAUGUGAACUACCCACUGAUUAAGCCCCAUUAUGAACUGCUCAGCUGGGUGCCUGUCUUUUGCCUGGAGAAAGUCUGUUGUGCCUAGUACAAAAUGUUGUGUACCAACUCAGGAGUGUAAAAGAUCUCGUGUCAAAACUAGCGCAUUGGUGAUGGUGAAGGUGAAGCACUUAUUUGUUUGAUGAUGCAGAUACUGAAGCCGAUACUGGGUUACUCGGCCAAGCUUGCACAUCAUGCCCACAAAUAAGUCAUUCCUGACUCAAACCGUGGCCCUGAAGCGAUUGUGCUUGGUCUAAAGAGGUUUGAGAUCCUGCUUCUGCAGAUGAAAAGGUUGCAGGGAAAGUGAGAAACUCAUCAUCAAAACUUCACAGGAUAAGCAGAUUUCUUCCAAGUUUUGUAGGUUAAUUGGGCUGACGCAAGUCAUCGAUUAGCCCAAAUAUCUGAUGUUGUAUAAUAGAAUAAUACUAGGAUUUGAGAAUUUCAAAUGUGUGAACGAUUGUAAAAAGAAACAUUAUAUACAUCUUUCCACCUCAAAACUCGGUAUAUAUUAUGGGCACUAUUUUGUUUUUC